This is a messenger RNA of Mucor mucedo, 1544 nucleotides long. Its product is annotated as surface antigen-domain-containing protein. Gene Ontology annotation, biological process: protein insertion into mitochondrial outer membrane. The transcript is spliced from 6 exons. Gene Ontology annotation, cellular component: SAM complex; outer membrane. The coding region runs from base 37 to 1479 and encodes 480 amino acids. The record is from RefSeq and is a predicted model, not a curated record. Lineage: Eukaryota; Fungi; Mucoromycota; Mucoromycetes; Mucorales; Mucoraceae.
UGAUUUUUUUUUUUUUUUGUUGAAAAAACAAUUAUAAUGGAGGACACACAAUUACCUACUGAAGAGGAGCAACGCUUUAGACAACAACAAGCAGAAGCCUCAAGACGCUUAUUUGCUUUGUUGGAGGAAUCAGCAGGCUCUAAAGCUCAUAUCAAUGCAGUCACUAUCCUCGGCACCAAAAGCACACGACCUUCCUUUCUCCAAACCGCCACCAAUAAAAUUUUAGAAGCCAAAAAUGUCGCAGAUGUCAUUAAUAAGUCUCAAGACGUGGCCGAAACUUUAAUGCGUCUCGAUAUCUUUGAUCAUGUUCAUAUCUUAUUGGAUAACGCAACAGACAGUGAUCCUCUUGCUGCACCAGGAUCCAUCAAUGUCGUCUAUCAAGUCAAAGAAAAGAGCCGUGUCUUUAUCAAGACAGGCACUGAGAUUGGAAACAACGAAGGAAAUAUGAAUGGAUCAAUUACUUUACGUAACGUUUUUGGUGGAGCUGAAUUAUUAGAAACUGUAGCUUCCUUUGGUACUAGAAAUAGCUCUUCAUUCCAGUUUACGCUUGGAAAACCUGUGAACGCAUCGCCUGAUUCGAAUAUUGACUUUAAUGCACAUCGUGUCCUCUGUAAUAAUACAUUGACAUCCUCUUAUGAAGAGUUAGCUAGAGGUGCAGGAUUACGUUAUAAGACACUUUCUCGAUUUGGCUAUCAUGAACUCAGUUACGAUAUGACAUGGCGUUCAAUUGACCGUGUGUCGCCCAGUGCUUCACUCAGUAUUCGUAAGGAAGUUGGACAUUCUCUCAAGUCAUCCAUCAACCAUGUAUUUGUUCGUGAACGUCGUGACGAUAUAUUAUUACCUUCCAAUGGUCAUUACCUUCGUCUCUCUCAGGAGUUAUCUGGUGUCUUGGGAUUAGGCGAUUCUCAUUUCUUUAAAACAGAGCUUGAAUCCCAAUUCUGUCACCAGUUUGGAGGAGGACAGAUUUUGAAAGAUAAAGAAACUGACGAGUUUUUGGGCCUUCAUCCAGGAUUUGUCAUGAGUACUACUUUCAGAGCUGGCUGGCUGGCUAAUUUAAGUGACGAUGACGACCCUAAGAAAGCAUCUACCGUAUCCGAUCGUUUCUUGUUGGGUGGCCCAUUGUCUAUCCGUGGUUUUAGAAAUGCGGGCGUCGGUCCUAGAGACUAUCGUGACGCUCUUGGUGGUAAUAUGUAUUGGGCAGCUGGUAUCAGUGCUAUUGCUCCUUUACCUAAAUUAGAAAGUAAACCACUUAGAGCACAUGCCUUCAUCAACGCAGGUACAAAUGUACCCUCGGGAUCAACCCUUCAAUCUACCGCACAAGCACUUAUGAAAUCACCAAGUAUCUCGGCUGGUCUCGGCUUGAUUUAUCGUCAUAGUAUAGCUCGUAUAGAAUUGAACUACUGUGUACCAUUAACUGCUGCAAAGGGUGACCAAAUUAAGAGAGGCUUACAGUUAGGCCUUGGUUUGAACUUUUUAUAAAAAAAAAAAAAAACUUUUUGUUUUUAAUGAUAAAUACGACAUGUAUUUAUAUGAAUAAUAUAUAC